This is a messenger RNA of Candidozyma haemuli, 765 nucleotides long. Its product is annotated as peroxiredoxin. Gene Ontology annotation, biological process: cell redox homeostasis; cellular oxidant detoxification; cellular response to oxidative stress. The record is from RefSeq and is a predicted model, not a curated record. Gene Ontology annotation, molecular function: thioredoxin peroxidase activity. The transcript has a single exon. The coding region runs from base 1 to 765 and encodes 254 amino acids. Gene Ontology annotation, cellular component: mitochondrion; cytosol. NCBI's taxonomy places the organism in Eukaryota, Fungi, Ascomycota, Pichiomycetes, Serinales, Metschnikowiaceae.
AUGCUUCAGAACAUCGCCAGAGCUGCUCCAGUGUCUAAGCAAUUCCUCAGACCAAGCUUGCAAUUUGCCAGAGUGCAAUUGUACUCUUCCUUCAACCCAGCAGACCAGCCAAGAAUCAGAAUUGGCUCCACUGCUCCUGAUUUCACCGCUGAAACCACCAAGGGUAAGGUCAACUUCCACGAUUUCAUUGACAAGUCUAAGAAAUGGGUCGUUUUCUUCUCUCACCCAGCUGACUUCACUCCAGUGUGUACCACUGAGUUGGGUGCCUUCUCUAAGCUUGCCCCAGAGUUCAAGGACAGAAACACCACCCUUUUCGGUUUGUCUACCGAAGGUGUCGACAGCCACAAUGCUUGGAUUAAGGACAUUGAGGAUGUCACCGGUGGUGAUCCAUUCAGCUUCCCAAUCAUUGCUGACCCAUCUAAGGAGAUUGCUUUCAAGUACGACAUGGUGAGCCAGGAUGACUUUGAGAAGCUCAAGGACAAGAUGGUGCCUACUGUCAGAUCCGUGUUCAUCAUUGACCCAGCCAAGAAGGUCAGAUUGAUCAUGACCUACCCAGCCUCUACCGGUAGAAACUCUGCCGAGGUGUUGAGAGUGCUUGACGCUUUGCAGUUGACCGACUCCAAGGGUGUUGUCACUCCAAUUGACUGGUCUAAGGGUGAGGAUGUCAUUAUCCCACCAACUGUCUCUAACGAGGACGCCAAGGCCAAGUUUGGUGACUUCAAGACCAUCAAGCCAUACUUGAGAACCACCAAGGACCCUAAAUAA